Spirodela intermedia is the source of this 4471-nucleotide messenger RNA. The record is from the annotation of a GenBank genome assembly. NCBI's taxonomy places the organism in Eukaryota, Viridiplantae, Streptophyta, Magnoliopsida, Alismatales, Araceae.
AUGGCGUUGUCGAUGUCUCUGUCCUACGCCGCGGGUGGCGGAGUGUGCCUGCCAUCGGGGGAGUCGCAGCCGUGUCGGCGGGGCAGGGUGCAGAUCCUUCCGCCGCUCCGGCGUGGGUAUCGGGGAAGCUUUGCGGUGCGGGGGGAAUCUGGGUUUGGUGGGUUGGGCGGUGAUGGCGGAAAUGUGGAGCCGGAUCUCAGUGUCAGGGUCAACGGGCUCCAGAUGCCGAACCCCUUCGUAAUUGGCUCGGGGCCUCCGGGGACCAAUUACACCGUCAUGAAGCGGGCCUUCGACGAGGGCUGGGGUGCCGUCAUCUCUAAGACUGUACUGGCUCUUCUUCUUUUCUCCUUUCUUUCGUGUCGUUGCCGCCAAUUUCCAGGGGAUGAACACAGAGCAUGAUGUUUCUUAUUCUGUCGAGCACAUACUUUUUCAGUAGGAUUUUAUGAGAUCCAUCAUCUAAUCGAGAAAGAAAAAUAAAUGCUAGAGACAAUUCUGCGUGUGGAGGGGUAAUUGUUAUCUACGAUAUGCCGCUGCUCCAUUUUUCGCAUGGCUGCGGCUGAUAAAUAAGGUCUUAUCCUCCUUAAAAAAUCAACUGAUCAAAUUCUUCUUAGCUAUUAUGGUUUUUUUCCUAUUUUUUAUUUUCCUUUUAGAUGUACUACCUUACUCAUUUCUCUGACAUAUCUACUUCCGAUAUGGACUAGUGACUGAACCUUCUUUGCAGAUUGUAAUACUUAUUUAUUUAGCGAGGUGCAUAAACAAUUGAAACUUCAGGAGACACUGUUGUGUGUCGGCUGCCCUGAUGAUUGAGGGGAUGAUCCAUAACUUCGUGCAAUCCUACUUGUAUUCAUGCUCUUUGUAUGGUAAUUGGUUGCUUCGUUCAACCACUGGGUGUAAGGAAGUCAAGGCUAUGCUUCUUAGUUCAGAGGAUGUCCCUGAGCAUGGAUAUCAUCACAUUGAAGUACGGGAAAAAUUGGUUUUGGGCAAAAGAACAGAUACUACUCCCCGCAUCAUAUUUGAACGAGUCAUAUGUAUUGUAGACUACCGAAUGUGCGUGCCACACCGGUUGAAACCAUAUGCCUGAAGAUUUUUAACCUUCUUCGAUUCUAUAACAGCUUCAGUUAUGGUAGAGGUAACAAAUAAAAAGUAUUAUUACUUUUCUCGGAGCCAACCUGCAAGUGGGUGUGGUAUAUGAUAUAAAACACGUCGAAAACGAAAGGGAAAAGUUUUGCUGACCACACUAGGAGACAGUUGUUUAGGGUUGGAAGGCCUCAUGAUUAGGACUAUGGUUCACGUGGCUUGUCUUUUUUCUUUUCAAUUCACAUUAAGGGGAAUUUUUUAUAUUAUGUUCACAGUUCUUUGAUGGUUUCAAAGUAAGCAUUUUUUUUCUGCGCUUGCUGGCUGCAUAUUUUCUAGUUUCAUGGAUAGCGUUUUAUUUAUUUUCUUAAAAAGUAGUAUUCUUUUCAUUUCGACAAAAGCUUAUUUAUUAAUUAUUAGAUAUUUUAAGUUUUUUCGCAAAAUUUCAUGGUCCUUUUGGUUCCUAGUCACUGUUGCUGGUCUAAAAAUUGUAUGACAUGGCGGAUUUUAUACUCUUUAAACUUUCUUUUUAAUCAAUUAUGCUAGGUAUCUCUAGAAGCCUCAAAGGUUGUGAAUGUAACUCCAAGAUAUGCUCGGCUUCGAGUGGGUUCAAAUGGAACUAAAGGGGAAAUUAUUGGAUGGGAGAAUAUUGAGCUCAUCAGUGACCGACCACUUGAGACCAUGUUGAGUGAGUUUAAGCGAUUGAAAGAAGAGUACCCGGACAGAAUACUUAUUGCAUCAAUCAUGGAAGAGUACAAUAAAUCUGCUUGGCAGGAACUUAUUGAGAGGGUUGAGGAAACAGGAGUAGUAAGAUGCUGUUCUCUUCUUCUUAUAAUCUUGACGUUACAUACAAUCAUGUCAUCGUUUAUUUAAUUUAAUAAAAUUUAAUUAUUUUAUUUUCUUUCAGGAUGCUCUCGAGAUAAAUUUUUCCUGUCCUCAUGGCAUGCCAGAACGUAGGAUGGGUGCUGCAGUCGGCCAGGAUUGUGCGUUGUUGGAGGAGGUAUGCGGGUGGAUAAAUGAGAAGGCCACCGUCCCAGUAUGGGCUAAGAUGACUCCUAAUGUUACUGACAUUACACAGGUAUGCAUCAUUGAACACGUGUAUGCCCUUGAACGAGUCCAUGGGAGAAUGCUCACUGAUGAUGAAACUUUUAUGUACAAAUGAAAGGAGUACAUAACUGUAUUAGAGAUAUCCGUGUGAUGCUCUUAUACAACCUUUGAUAGUUAUGAAGCUACUCCUAUUUGUAUUUUCGAGUAAAAAAGCUCUACCGAGCAACUAGCAAGUUUCAGUGCUUUUUUCCUAUCCCAAUGUUAUCUGAAAUUGUUCCUCGUUAUCUGAAAUUUUUCGUGAUUUCCUUAAUUCUCCAUUUUUUAUUCAAAUUUCAAGAUUUUAAUUUAUAUUUUAUGACACUAGUUUCUUGUGAAAAAGACAGAUUGUCAAAAUUCAAGUGUAAAGCCCAUUCGUUAGAACUUGAUUCCGGAUGGUUUUGAAUUCCGAGUUCAGUAGGAUGCUUUCAUCCAACUUUAUAUCAACUCAAACAGACUCCAACCACUUGGUCUUUGUUGAAUUUUUGAAGAAAUCUAGCUUGAGUCUUCUCUCCAAUUUUUGAUAUUCGUUUUAUUUGGAUGUUUGUGGAUCAGCGAGAUUAUUCAGUUGAUCUUUAUAAUGAGAUGGUCCUCUCGGAAUCAGUAAUAUCAAACCUGAUCAUGUAAUGGAUGAUUAUCUACAUGACGUUUUCUUUUCCUUCUGAUGGAACAUUUGGGCUGUUUUCAUAUUUGACUGAGAUUUCGGCGAAAAAAAAAAACUCCCUGAAUUGAGAUGAAUUGCGAUGAGAUACGUGAGUCCUGAUAAGACAAUACGACCCACAAAAAUGGAUUAGCUAGGCCCAAGCUUCUGAAGCUUGGGAGAGAACAAGGGGGAGAGUAUGUAUUUUUUCAUACUUUUUCAACCAUUUGAACACAAGAACAUGGUUUCCUGACGGGUCUUUGGACUGAAUUUUUUUUAUGCAUCUUGACCAUCCAGCUCCAAACUGUGCCAUCAAGUAAUUGAGUUUAAUUUAUGCUUAAUUAUUUGGUACUUUUUAUCUUUUAGCCGGCCAGAGUUGCUUUGAAGACUGGAUGUGAGGGAGUUGCCGCUAUUAACACGAUAAUGAGUGUCAUGGGGAUCAAUCUCGAAACUUUACGCCCAGAACCUUGUGUUGAAGGGUUAGAAUUCUUCAUCGGCACCGCAACAUUUUGAUUCUUUUUGUCGCUCAUAUAUAUCUCGAUGGAGUAUAUAAUCUGACUGAAAGCAGGUACUCUACUCCUGGAGGCUACUCUUCGAAGGCGGUCCAUCCAAUUGCCCUUGGAAAGGUUAUGCAAAUAGCGAAAAUGAUGCAGUCGGAGUUUGGCGACAAGGGCUACUCCCUUUCUGGUAUUGGAGGGGUUGAGACAGGCAGUGACGCUGUUGAAUUCCUGCUUCUUGGAGCGAACACUGUUCAGGUUGGCACUUCCCCUCUAUAUUCCAGUGCAUAGAUCUUGGGGAGUAAAAAUUAUGAUGGAUCGAUCUCCAAAAAUUAUUAGGCGUUUCUUUUUCAAUAACUUCGUGUAUAUGCCCACGUCUGCUUGAUUAUUAUGGAUUAUAAUCUCUUCGAAACUAUCAGGUGUUUCUUGCCGUGAAAUUUAUGCAUUAAAAUAUAUAUUUAUUAGAGAUAAACAUGCACACAUACAUACAUACUCCACAGGUUUCAUUUUUUUUUAAGAAUAUCGAGGAAAUUGAAGUGUAUUCAGUGCUUUUGUAAUUCACGCAUCCUGCUUUGUGGACCUGUGGAUUCCUGAAGCCCUGUUUUCUUUGCCUAAAGUCAACUACAUUAGACCCUGACGUUUCGAUGCAUUCAUGAGCUCUCAGCUGCAUCCAUUCUAAAGUGCGAUGCCCGCAUGAGAAAUAUUAUUAUUUUUGAGCAAUAUUAUAAAAAUAUAACCCAUCAAUACGUGUGUAUUUUUCCAUUACGACAACAAGAUCAUAUACGUUCUUCCUCUGCUUUCUUUCGUUGAUCGUCUCCCCCAGGUGUGCACCGGCGUGAUGAUGCACGGGUAUGGCCUUGUGAGGAAGCUCCGCGACGAGCUGAAGGAUUUCAUGAGAAAGCACAACUUCUCCUCAAUCGAAGAUUUCAGAGGGUGAGUGAGAUCUUCGAUCCUGCUGCUUCCCUGAUCAGUAAUCUGCAACCCAUCGUCAACGUUUUGUCUCCCAUUUCGUUCCCACAGUGCUUCCCUUCCUUACUUCACGACCCACACCGACCUGGUGCGGCGGCAGAGGGAGGCCAUUGAACAGAGGAAGGCGAUCAAGAAGGGGUUGCAGUCGGACAAGGAGUGGACUGGCGACGGCUUCGUGAAGGAGACGGAGAGCAUGGUUUCGAACUGA